Messenger RNA from Aspergillus costaricaensis CBS 115574, 1887 nucleotides. RefSeq names its product fungal specific transcription factor domain-containing protein. Bases 1 to 1887 code for a protein of 628 amino acids. The transcript has 5 exons. Lineage: Eukaryota; Fungi; Ascomycota; Eurotiomycetes; Eurotiales; Aspergillaceae. The record is from RefSeq and is a predicted model, not a curated record. Gene Ontology annotation, biological process: DNA-templated transcription. Gene Ontology annotation, molecular function: zinc ion binding; DNA binding.
AUGCAGGCGCGCGUGCCGGAGUCCAGCCCUACCCCCGAGGGGGAUCGGCCUGUUGGCGGGAACAAACGAAAGAAGACCACUCAACCCGCCAAUCCAAGACCCUUGAGACGACCUCACCAGGAAGACCUGGAGGACAGGGUGCGGAAGCUUGAGGAGCUUCUCACACGGUCGAUCUCGACUACGCAGCACCCCAGGAAUUGUCUUUCUUUAUUGGAGAAAGGCCAUCUGGAUACUGAGCAGUCUCCGAGCUUGGCUGAAUCGACGGAGCUUCUUAUUCAGACGGAUAAUCCGGCUCCCAGUAGUGGCCUACUGUUCGGGAAGAUCCACUUUGCCGGUCACUAUCUGGGUGAGGUUCGGACAUACAGUGGUAUCCCUUGCUUCUCACAGUCCGGCCAGGAGUGGGUGCGAUCCUGUACGGGCGAGCCUGGCACAUUCGAGGAUGUCUGGUCGCACAAAUACCCAAACCAGGUCCCUCACCUGACGACUCCCCAUCCGCAGAAUGGUUACAACCACUCUGUCACACCGGACCUUCCAGACCGGUCGUUGGUGGAACAGUACGUGAGCCACUUCUUCACUUCUGGUGAACGCAUGGUCUUUCCUGUGGUGGAUGAAGUUCUUUUUCGGGAUACCGUGGAGCUCGCGUAUCGACCAUGUCAUGGGCCUCCGCCUGUGGAAUGUACCCGGUCUAGAGCAUGUAUCCUUGCAUUCCUUUCAUUCAUUGCCGAGCUUGAUCCUGCCCCAAGUCUUUCCCCGGUCGAUCCUCCGGUCUACGCUGCCAAGGCGCAAAGCCUCCUCCCGUAUAUUCUGCACGAUGUCAGUGUACCUACGUUACAGACCAUGGUCAUGCAGGCUAUAUACCGAACAUUCACAGGCGAACUACAAUUAGCCAACCAAUUUCAUUCCAUGGCAUGUCGGGUCAUGUUCAUGCUUGGUGGAGAGACAAGCGAGACGGUAGACGCGUUCCGAGAGUCCUCAAAAGAUCCCCAGGACCGAAAAUGGCGAUCUCAACGAAUGCUUCGUCGCUUAUUCUGGCUCUGUUAUGGCUUCGACAAGGAGAUAUGUUUCCGGUCCGGCCAACCGCCAGUUAUCCACGAUGAAUACUGCGAUCUCACACUUCCACCGAAUUAUACCGAAAUUCAAUACCCUAGCACAGAGGGCAAUCCUAUCCGCUACGACGACAUGACCAUACCCAUCUUUCCGGGGGAUCUACGAUUGACGAUGCUCAAGUCUAAAACCUACCGAACACUCUACUCUGCUAAAGCGCUGCGCAAGUCCGACGCCCAACUGCUACAAGAUAUCCGCGAGCUUGACGACGAACUUGAACAAUGGCGCCUAAAUGUACCACCCGGGCACCGUCCAACCCUCGGGACUUUCCAGGAACAGCAUCCGAUACCAAUAUACCGCAUGCAACCGAUUGUCAUCCGACUGGAAUAUCAUUAUAUGAUGUGCACCAUCCAUCGCGCCAGUGGUCGAUGUGAAGCCUGGGGUCAACAAUGGAGAAGUUGCCAGAACGGAAUGAUGGAGGGUGUGAAUUCAAGCAUGCUCCUAGCCGUGGAGGCUAGUCGGUCCUCGCUGCAUUUUCUUCGUACGGUCAUUGGCUCAGUGCGUCCUGAGGCUUUUUGGAUGAUUAUUUUCUAUCCCAUGUCUGCCAUCCUCACCAUAUUUUGCAGCAUUUUAGCGAACCCACUUGAUCCAUAUGUCGAAGAAGAUCUACAUCUACUGAAGGUGGUCCCGGACCUUGUCAGGGACAUGCGACGACGACGCACGUCGGAAGUAGAGAUUGCACAUAUGCAAACAGUCACGGAUUUCGUGGCUGAGUUGAUCCGACUUGGCCACUGCGCUAUUGAAAAGGCUCGUCGGAGCCAGAGGCAGCUCACCCAAUCGUGA